CAUUAUUGCCUUCAGCUCGUGGAUCCAAGUGCUUUCGCCCAAGGUGUGGACGUGAGCGUUGCAUUCUGGCAGGAGAUUGUCGAUGCAAGCCACGUGUGCCCCAGUUCCAUUACCAGUAAUAUAUAUCAAACCCAAACACCGCCAACUCGUACAACAUACUUAUCGGGGACUCUUUCCCGUAACUGCUCCGCUAAACCCUAUGCCAACUCCAAUAUUGGCACAAUGGCAUGUAAUAGCGGGAUGGUCUCCGCCCCUUUUGGAUUCGUCCGAGGCAUCGACCCCCGCUAACGACUACUCAGUCCCAAGUGACCCGCAGUUUUUUUCACCCGUGGCAUUCUUUUUCUUCAAAAACAUACCGAGCUACUUGAUGAUCUUCUGCUUGCUACGGCAUGAUAUGCACUCGCGCUCAGCUAUGUCACCCCAUGCAUUUGCAAUGUCGUGGAUCGAAAUAACGCUCCGUUGGGGUCCCAGCAGGAACUGGUUUGGUAAUCUCCGGGUGCCAAGGAGGCGUCGAAGACGCGAUCAGCUCAGCCUUGGCUGGUCCCAUCUUGCGGGUCUAGUCGAGGUCGGGGCCAUAACGAACACAUCACUACAGAACAGCAUUCUCAGGGACGCAAACUCGGUAGUUGGAUAUGUCGAGGAUGCCGUUAGCAGGUUAUUCCAAGCAGCCCUCGUCCUUUCCACGCUUAUCGGUGGGUGACCGUAUACAAAAAAACGUCAUCCAGGACGUGCAGACGUUGCCACGGACUACGGCUCCAAUGCUCGCUUCGUGAAUCGAUGCUCCUAAGCGAGUCAGUGAUAGGCGGUGAAAUCGGAGAUUCGGUCGGAUAAGAUGAAAUGUAUUUGUGGGGGGAAUCUUGUGUAUAAGAAUUUGGGUCGCAGGUCCAUGCGCAAGUUACGAAGUCGCAAGUUUUGUGUAGCAUUCUCGAUGUUCAUAGCGCCUUCAUUCU
Cantharellus anzutake is the source of this 950-nucleotide messenger RNA. RefSeq lists its product as uncharacterized. The coding region runs from base 83 to 700 and encodes 205 amino acids. NCBI's taxonomy places the organism in Eukaryota, Fungi, Basidiomycota, Agaricomycetes, Cantharellales, Hydnaceae. The transcript has 4 exons. The record is from RefSeq and is a predicted model, not a curated record.